AUGUCGGGCUCUUCGCGAGCGGCUUCAGCGACCCUUUUGGGCCGCGGUAUCAGGUCAACUGAAAAACCAGGCCAGGACUACCAAAUGAUUUUACCAACGCUGCCAACAGGUGCGUCCGUUCUGCAUACGGUGUUUUUACAUGGUGACGUUAAGGCGAGGCCUUACAGAGUGGAACAUUUUCGAGACGCUCUUACACGGCUGUCUCUCAUGCCGGAAGUGGUUGCACUGGGUGCUUAUCAAAUGAACCAUCUGUGGGCGGUGACUUUCAAGGACGAAGAAGGGAAAAAGAGGAUUAUCGCUGCAGACGCGUUUGAUGUCAAGGACCACCGCUGUGUGGUCGUCGACCCGUGUGACAGAGGCGUCCGUAUCAAGCUCUACUGGCUCCUUCAUGGUGUACCUGACGACGACGUUCGCACUGCCUUGUCGCCUUUUGGCAAGGUGACUGAGAUCACCAGGGACAGGUGGCGGGUACAAGGAUGCGUUGACAAAGGGUCAACCACCCGUACUGUCACUAUUAAGCUGAAAGCAGGCGUCACCGCUGAAGACUUGCCCCACCAGCUGCGAGUGGCGGAAGAUGUUGCGCUCGUGCACGUCCCUGGCACAGCUCCCCUCUGCCUCCGAUGCCGUGGCAUCGGGCACAUACGACGCGAGUGCCGGGUGCCACGCUGUGGGCUUUGUCGUCGUUUCGGCCACGACGAGACCCAGUGCGUCCGAACCUAUGCCACAGUGACAGGCCCGGCAUUGAAGGAAGAUGUCACAGAUCACUUGAUGGACGUGGUCGACGCAGUGGAAGCCGCAGGCGAAGGGAAAGAGACCCAGUCCUCGGCGUUAACGCCCCUGAAGAAGGCAACGACUGUUAAUGAAGACGAGUCAUCGGACGGCUGGAAAGACCCAUGGUAUGACACGGUGGAACCAACUAACUCAACAGAGGUCGAGGUAAAAGAGGCCAAAGAUACGUGCACAUCAACAGAAGUGACGACCGGCGAACAGCAUGACACUGAUGACACCGUGAUGGCAACGUCAAGUAGUGCACCUGCUAAGAGGCUUCACGAAGAGGCGGAUGAGCAAGAGGAAAAGGAUCAAGAGACUGCGAAUGAUGAGCCUCCUCCGAAAGCUACCCCGGGACGCCGACCUGCGUUCAAGCCCAAGCCCGGCGUUCCAGCCAAACGCCGUUCUACAACCCAGACGCCUCCGCGUUAGCGCAGGCGUUCCUGGGUUAGAAAAAUUGUUGUUAGGGUCUGGGGACUGGGGUUUGUGGGCAGGAUGUGCGUCGGCCGUCGUCAUUCGGCUAUGAAGUCCAGAAAACCAUGGUCCGCCUCCGUAGACCGUCGAGUCAUCGCAGCAGCUGUGAGACGGACGAUGUGUGGUAAUUGGUUUAGUUUCUCCUCCCGUUAAAUGGUAGCUAAUUUUUCGACUGGUCUUUGUGUCGCGACGUUGAACGUGCGUGGACUUAGCGGGCGCAGAAGGCAAUGCCAAGUUAACCGUAUUCUUAUUGAAAAUAAUAUUGACUUAUUGGCCAUUCAAGAGACAAAAAUUGCAACUGAUGAAUGCACGGAGCAAAUGGUUAACGUUUUCCGCCCUAGAUAUACCGUAAGUGUAUGUCAUGCGGCGGGUAGGUCUGGGGGCUGCCUUAUUCUUUUGCGUAGCAGUAUUGCUGUAGUUGAAGCCGUCACCUCAUCCCAGGAUGGUAGAAUGGUCCUCUGCGAUUUUACUUUUUCAGAGAUACCUUGGAGGGCUAUAUGUGUUUAUGCUCCGAACGUAGCACGGGAGCGGGAAGUAUUUUUUGGUGAUAUUCAGCAGUACUUGAAUUGUGAAAGACAUGUCAUAUUACUGGGUGAUUUUAAUUGUGUUUGCUUUCCAGAAGAUAAAUCUAAGUUGACUAGUGUUUGUGAUAAAAGUGCGUUGCUUUAAAGUUCGAUUGUAAGGCAACAAGAGCUUGAAGACAUUGGUUAUGUGUUGUCAAGCGGAAAUCGUACCAUGUAUACGCACUAUCAAGGUCAAUGUCAUGGCAGGCUAGACAGAAUUUAUGCUCCGUUAACCCUUGUACCGUUAUUUUCAAGUUAUCAAGUGCUACAUGUUAGUUUUAGCGAUCAUUGCCUCGUUAUGUCAACCAUAGGAAAGAAACAAAAACCAUCGAAAUUCAGCUGGGACUUAUGGAAGCUAAAUGAUAAGCUUUUGCAAGACGACGUUUUUCAAAAAGCAGUUCAAGAAAAGCUCGAAAAUUUGCUCAGCAUAACUACGUCAGCGUUCUUCAUUGCAGAAUGGGAACUCUUCAAAAGAGACGUUAAAUUAACCGCGAUUGAAAGAGCAUGCGUAGUCUAUCACAAAGAAAAAGAGCGUGAGAAGGAAUUACACCUUAGGCUAAAAUACAUGCUCACCGCAGAAAGCUCUUCGCCUGGCUUAUUUUCGAAAGAAAUCAAAGAAGCUAAGUCGGAACUUGAAGUCAUGGAUGAAGAAAAGUACAGGGGUGCGAUAUUAAGGGCAAGGGCGGAGAGCUUAUGGAUGGGGGAGACGCCUACCAAGCGAGCAAUAAGUGACGAGAAGAAACACGCUGUUUCCAAAGAAAUAACAGAAAUAACUUAUCAAGGGGAAGUCACUAGUGAUGUUGGAAUGAUUGAACACGCUUUUGAGUCUUAUUAUGAAAGUUUGA
Dermacentor andersoni is the source of this 2650-nucleotide messenger RNA. RefSeq lists its product as uncharacterized. NCBI's taxonomy places the organism in Eukaryota, Metazoa, Arthropoda, Arachnida, Ixodida, Ixodidae. The record is from RefSeq and is a predicted model, not a curated record. Gene Ontology annotation, molecular function: double-stranded DNA binding; RNA binding; zinc ion binding. Gene Ontology annotation, biological process: activation of innate immune response.